UUUUUUUGAUUAUUUCUAAUUUACUUCGGGCCCAAAACAAGGCCCAAUUUUUUUAUGAAGUAUAACAGUAUGGUUUUUAAUAAAAUGUCUCCAAGUUUCAUUAUCAUUUUUUUGCAGGUUGCAAUAGACAGUCAGUUGCCGGAGGAAAUUAAAUAUUGGCAACUUAAUUGGCAAUGUAAGCACUUUGGUAAUUUUAAAACCCGAGGAAAGGAGAAAAGGAAAAUUCAACACGUCUUAGCAAAAGGAUGUUCAUUCAAAAUAUCAGCAACGUAUAAUCGGCUUCUUAAAAAGUUUGUUGUUACAAGAGCUGAUUUAUUACACAGUAAUCACGAAGUAUCUUCGGAGUUAUAUUACCUAUACCACGAUUAUCGCAAACCAGUACCUGAACGACAAGCUGAAAUUGAUAACUUGCUUCUGAUGCAUGCCAAUCCUACACUUGUAUCUAAUGUAUUACACCAAGAAGGCUCUCAUGUACGUGUAAAAGAUUUGUAUAACCGGAAGCAAAAACUUUUAAAAAGUGUUGGCUCUAUUAAUGAAGCUGUUCAAAGUGCACUCUCACAACCCGGAGUAAUUAGUCGAAUAAUUUCAGGAAAAGAUAACUUUUUCGAAGUAUUAUUUUUUCAAACUGUACACCAGCAAAUGUUAUUUUCAAAGUUUAAAGAAGUGAUUCAAAUGGAUGCAACUUAUAAAACAAAUAAAAUGCGUUAUUCUCUUUACACUUUAUUAAUAGAGGACAAUAAUGGAUUGGGACAACCAAUUGGAUUUGGUAUUCUUGCUAAAGAAGACCAAUCUCACAUAGAAAAAUUUCUUAAAAUAUUUUCUGAAUUCAACAAUAUUACUGGGGUCCAAUGCUUUAUCGUCGAUAAAGAUUUGGCCGAAAUUAACGCUAUUAAGACAAUUUUUCCUAAUAUUCAUAUUAAUAUUUGUUACUUCCAUAUCUUAAAGGCUGCUGAUAAAUUUCUUUGCGGUUUAAAUAAAGUACACAAUAAAAAAGUUUGUAUGGACCACUUUGAAACUUUGCUCAAUUCAAAAACAUCGAAUGAUUUUGAUAAUGAAGUUGAUAAAAUUAAACAUUUCUCGAACAAUUUCCACGACUAUAUUUUACAAAACUGGGUUCCUUUUAAACAAAACAUUACGUCGUUUAGUGAAUCAAACAUAAUGCAUCUUGGAAACAAAACAAAUAACAGAAUUGAAAGGUUUCAUAGCGCGCUGAAACGUGUGUUAGGAUAUGCUCAGUUAUCUCUACAUGGUUUAAUAAAAAAUUUAUUGACCAUAGUGGAAGUUCGCUCGUUUGAAACUCAUCAUCGCCAAUUUGAAAUGAUUAUGAAAACACCUAUAGUCACGCAACCAAAUGUUUCCGAAUACUACAAACUUUGUACAGACUACGCUGCAAGAAUAAUUUCUAAAGAAAUGGAACUUCUACAAUCAAAAGAUUAUAAUGUUGUUAAAAUCAACAACAAGUGGUCGGUGAAUAAUAAAAAUUCACAAACAUUUUAUACUAUAGAAGGUUUAAAAUGUUCCUGUGGCAUGCCAACACAAAUGGGAGUUCCCUGCCGACAUCUAUUUGCUUUAUGGAAAUUUAACAACGAACCUAUUUAUCAACCACUUUCAGUUUCAUCCAGGUGGAAAAAAGAGUUUUUGCCGAGUGUUGUCGAAUCUUCUACCAGUACGGUUGUUUCUUCUGCCUCUAGUAUAGUAACGCAAGCAAUAUUUGAAAUGCCUAAAACAACUCGAAUGGAAAGAUUCAAUAACGCAAUGGUUGUUCUUAAAGAUUUAGCCUCUCUUAUUGCAGACCAACCUAGUGCAGCUUUUACUGCAAAUAUUGCUGCCAUUGAAAAAAUGAAAACACUGGUAAUGUGUCAAAACGUUACAGCUUUAAAUGUUGGUCUGCAAACUCUUAUACAUGAACUGCAACCACAAACGCAACCUACUCUCAUUGUUGCACUACCAGCGCAAACAUCACUAGAUAAUGUUGAAAAAAUACAACUACCUGUUGAAGAUUUACAACAAUCACCAAUUAUAUCAGAAGAAAACCUGAUACCACAGUUAGCAUCACAUAACGAAGUUAUUUCAUCACCUCUUGCAGAGUAUGAUCAACCAACGUCAAAAGCAGGCGAGCAAGCAUGUGAGAGUAGCUACAACAAUGCUAACCAAUUAACAUCUUUAAGUCAAGUAGUUUUUCAACAAAUUCCUAAGCCCCGUGGACGACCAACUUUAACACGUGCAAGGCCUUUUAAAAUCAAACGCAGAUAUGACCAAACUUUAGCAAAGACAAAUCGAAUAAAAAAAUUUAAAAAUAUUCUGGAAAAAAGAACUUUAAAACAAAACAAAAACAUAAAUGACAACAUUUGUUUUUUAUGUGGAGCUGACGAGCCACCCAUAAAUGUUUCAUUAAUUGACUGGAUUGAUUGCAGUAAUGAUUGUGGUCGUUGGUUUCAUACUUCCUGUUUGUUAACCAAUAAAGAGCAAUGUAUAGAUAACUACUGUUGUGCAUGGUGUCGUAAAUAG
Hydra vulgaris (swiftwater hydra) is the source of this 2508-nucleotide messenger RNA. The record is from RefSeq and is a predicted model, not a curated record. Lineage: Eukaryota; Metazoa; Cnidaria; Hydrozoa; Anthoathecata; Hydridae.